CACCCCUUGGAUGAUCACCUGAGAUUUCAUAAUCCUAUUCUCUUUCAUUGUAUGUCAAUGAUGUGCCAUCAGUUUUCGCCUGCUGCAAAUACUACAUGUAUGCUGAUGACCUCCAGUUGCAUUAAAUUAUAAAACCAAUAAACCUGAAGAAUUUCAGUAAUGACCUUUGGCCAUUAUCAAAAUGGGCACAGAAUGUAGGAUUAAAGCUCAGCCCAUCCAAAACUCAAGCUGUACUCGUUAGUCAUCCCAGUCUCAUUAGCCCAAAUAUCAGGAAUUAUUACUAUCUUUAAUCCUUUAUUGGACAGAUAUCAACUUCUCUCCCUAAGAAAGGAGUCCAGGAGUAAUAAAAGAUGAAAAUUUAAAUUGGACUGAGCACACAACUGCAAUGUGCAAGAAGGUAUCAGCAUAUCUCCAUGCCGUACAAAAAUACAAAAAAAACUCUACCCUUUUGAGCUGAAUAAGGAGCUUGUACAAAUGAUUAUACUUCCUAUUAUUGAUUACAGUGAUGUUACCAUGCAAGUCUCUUUCAGGAAAGCUCAUGGUACCUGGUACUAGUUAUGAAUGCUUGUGUUUGUUUUAUCUGUUGUGUUCAACUCUUUGAUCAUAUGCAUGAUUAUCCUAGCUGAGUGCAGACAAGUGUCUUUUCAGUGUAACUUUCCCUUAUACAGGGUGGUCCAUUGAUCGUGACCGGGCGAAAUAUCUCACGAAAUAAGUGUCAAACAAAAAAUCUACAAAGAACAAAACUUAUCCAGCUUGAAGGGGGAAACCAGAUGGUGCUAUGGUUGGCCCUCUAGGUGGCACUGCCAUAGGUCAAAUGGAUAUCAACUGCGUUUUUUAAAAUAGGAACCCCCAUUUUUGAUUACAUAUUCGUGUAGUACAUAAAGAAAUAUGAAUGUUUUAGUUGGACCAGUUUUUUCGCUUUGUGAUAGAUGGCGCUGUAAUAGUCACAAACAUAAGGCUCACAAUUUUAGACAAACAGUUGAUAACAGGUGUGUUUUUUAAGUUAAAAUACAGAACGUAGGUACAUUUGAACAUUUUAUUUCGGUUGUUCCAAUGUGAGCCUGGGCUCUUCAAGACCCAAAAAAGCAAGAGCGAGACAGGUGAAGAGCAAAGUGAAGAGCAUGGUCAUUAUUUUCUUUGAUACCAAAGGAAUUGUGCACAAAGAAUUCUUCCCACCCAACCAAACAGUGAAUUCUGCAUACUACUGUGACAUUUUGCGAUGGCUCCGUGAAAACGUGCGGCGACGAUGGCCCGAACUUUGGCAUCUAGGGAACUGGUUGCUGCAUCACGACAAUGCGCCCUGUCACACGUCCUUGCUCACUAGAACCUUUUUGGCAAAAAACAACAUGGCGGUUGUACCCCACCCACCAUACUCACCAGAUUUGGCGCCUCAUGACUUCGCACUAUUCCCAAAACUGAAACUCAAGUUGAAAGGCCAUCGGUUUGACACUCUAGAGAGGAUUCAAGAAGCAUCGCUGGCAGUGAUAAACACCCUCGAAGAACAGGACUUCUAGAAAACAUUUUACCUGUGGCAGAAGUGCUGGGACCGGUGUGUACGUGCGGAUGGGAACUACUUCGAGGAUGAUGAUGACCAUUAGUCCAAAGGUAUUGAUUCGAGGUUUCUGGCAAAUGACAGUACACUGAGACGCUUGUACUUUUAUAUGUGAUACAGUGCCUUAACUCUUGUAUUGAUCAAGAUAUUGAAGUUUUGAAUUCAGGGCAUGCAAAAAUGGAGCAUGCUCUGACAUCCAACAUUACUUGGUAUGAGGCAUUAAUAUCUGUGAUGAAACUUCAUGACGAUAUUACUGCAGUUCUUGAAGCAUUUUCAGUGGAACUUGAAACAGGCACUAAAAAACUGUCCAUUGAUAUUGUUGUUAAACAUGGUUAUGAGUGGAUAAAAGUCAUAGCAAAGAAUGCAAGAAAUGUCAUAAGUUCCUUGGAGGGUGAUUGCAGUUAUGGGAAACGAACCUACAUUGAUCAAGCAAAAGAUAUACUUCUGUGUGCAGAGAAACAUGCCCUUUAUUUCAAAACACCUAAGGUUGUUUUUGUGUUUACACGUGGUGUGGAUGAAGAAACUGUGAAGUGCCUUACUGACCUUGGUGUUACAGUUAGGAGUAUAGGAAAUGAAUCUGACUGGUCUGAAAAAAAUAAAGAUGAAUCUAAAGGAACUCUAGAAAAUCAGAAUCAGCAUAACACAACAGUUUUCAGCUGCAGUUCAUUAAAGGAAAACAAAAAUGGUUUGCUAGCACAUGUCAGUGAUAUUCAGUGCCUGAAUCUUGAUGUAACAACUUUACUUGCUUAUGUGUCUGAUUUAACCAAUGGAGGAUGUUACUUUGAUUUUGAUGAUCCUUGUAUUAAUUAUCAAGCUGAGCAGGAAAGGAAAGAACCAUUGAAACCUCUUCUGGACAAACUGUUUGUUGGGAAACAGUUGAUAUGCUGUCAAAGUGCAUAUGAAAGCUUCUCAUCCAUCAUUGAUACAGUUGGUGGUGAAAGUGAGAAGAAAUCUGCAUCACAGUUCAUGGAGAAGGUUUUGGUUGUUAAUGAUAUACUUUCACAAGAAUUUGAAAAUAUUAAAUUAGGUGGAAAAAUUAAGAAACGAUCACUUAUAGUUUUUGCAACCGGGCAUGCUAUGAGAUCAGUAACAGUAACAGCAAAUGAAGGAUUUUGUAGAGCAUCACUCAAUAAGGGUAUUAGAUUUGCUGUGUUUCUGCAUCAACCCAGGGCACUAACUGAAAAUAUGAAGAAAAAAAUUAUAUCACGCAGCAAGACCUAAUUUUCUUCCGUACAAAGGAAAGCAAGAUAAUUGGUACGUGAAGAGACCUCACUGAAUAUGUCAGUCUAUUUUUGACAGUUGUUAGAGUUUUUUGGUAUUUUCAUAUUUAAUAAUAUUGACUUAGAGCUAUAACUAUAUACGAUUGGCGUAUAUUUCCGCCUGUGAUAUGCAUUUACACUGCAUUAACAUUUUUUUAUGUUUUGAGGAAAUUUUCUUGUACCUGUUGUUUAUUGAUUGUCAAAAACACCCACUUCUGAAAGUGGGUUGUAUUUUCUGUUAGUCUGCUAUGUAAUAAAAGAGGAAGUUUAUAAUCUCAA
Messenger RNA from Schistocerca cancellata (South American locust), 3090 nucleotides. Its product is annotated as UPF0415 protein C7orf25 homolog. The record is from RefSeq and is a predicted model, not a curated record. Bases 1730 to 2773 code for a protein of 347 amino acids. NCBI's taxonomy places the organism in Eukaryota, Metazoa, Arthropoda, Insecta, Orthoptera, Acrididae. The transcript has 9 exons.